UCAGUCACGCGCAUGCGGUACAGUGGUUAGGUACGUAGUAUUAUCGGGAAAAAAUGUUAUUUGUGGUUAUGAAUAUUUAUCAAAUUUAAUACUUUCAAAAGCUGUUUCCUAACUUUAUCAAAUGUUGCAACAAUCUUGUUUGUUUUUUUCGUAAUGUGAUAAAAACAUUUUAUCUAUUAAUUCCAUGACAUUUUGUGUCGUCAUAUGUUGUUCAGUGUAAUUAAAGAAUAUUAUUUAUUCAUUGGAAUAGUGAUAUUAAAAAAUAAGAAUAUAUAAGUGUGAUGAGAAAAGUUUGUGUGCUUGCAGAAAGUGAACGAAUUAACAUUACUUCUAUAUUACAACAUUAAAAUAAAAAAUAUGGCUUUUGCAAUAAGUAAAGUUACUCCUACAUUUAUAAGAUUUAAUUCACGUUCCUGUAACUUAUAUAAAAAUUGUAAAAUUACAAAGAUAUGUGCGUUUAACUUUUCCAUUAAAACUGAUAUUCCCUUAGAGGAAGAAGAAAUUCCAAAAUUAACACCACCUGUAGGAAAAGGAAAAGUUUUUAAUAGCGUAGAUGAAGUUGUAUCUGACAUACAUGAUGGUGCAAAACUUCUGGUUGGUGGUUUUGGACUUUGUGGAAUACCGGAGAAUCUUAUAUCUGCUUUAUUAAAAAGAGGUACAAAACAAUUAACAGUAGUUUCAAAUAAUGCUGGAACGGAAAAUGCUGGAUUAGGUAAAUUAUUAAAAGAGCAAAGAAUUAAAAGAAUGAUAGCUUCAUACAUUGGUGAAAAUUCUGAAUUAGAAAAACAAUAUUUAAGUGGACAAUUAGAAGUUGAAUUGACACCUCAGGGUACAUUAGCAGAACGUGUACGAGCAGGUGGUGCUGGUAUUCCUGCAUUUUAUACACCUACUGCUUUUGGAACUAUAAUACAAGAAGGAAGUGUUGUCAUUAAAUAUAAUAAAGAUGGAAAUGUUGAGAUCUCAGGAGAACCAAGAAAUACUAAUAUGUUUGAUGGAAGAAAUUAUGUUUUAGAAACUGCUAUUAAAGGAGAUUUUGCUCUUGUGAAAGCAUGGAAAGCAGAUCCAGCUGGAAAUUUAAUUUUUCGAAAAUCAGCAAGAAAUUUUAAUCCUGUUAUGUGUAAAGCUGCUAAAAUAGCAAUAGCAGAGGUAGAAGAAAUUGUAGAUAUUGGUCAAUUAGAUCCUGAUCAGAUUCAUUUACCUGGAAUUUUUGUUGAUAGAGUUGUCAAAGGUCCAAGUUAUGAAAAACUUAUUGAAAGACGUUCAACUAAACAAAGUACUAAACCCAAGAAAGUAACACCAGCAAGUAAAGCGAGAGAAAGAAUUAUACGACGUGCUGCUAUUGAAUUUAAGGAUGGAAUGUAUGCUAAUCUGGGUAUUGGUAUUCCAAUGCUUGCAAGUAACUACAUCCCUAAAGGUGUAAAAGUAACAUUACAAUCAGAAAAUGGGAUUCUUGGUCUUGGACCUUUUCCUGAUGAACAGGAAGUCGAUGCUGAUCUCAUAAAUGCUGGAAAAGAAACAGUAACUGUAUUACCUGGAGCUUCAUUUUUCAGUAGCGAUGAUAGUUUUGCUAUGAUUCGCGGAGGUCACAUAAAUUUGACAAUACUUGGUGCAAUGCAAGUAUCUGAAAAUGGAGAUUUAGCAAAUUGGAUGAUACCAGGAACAGUGGUUAAAGGAAUGGGUGGUGCUAUGGAUCUUGUUUCUUCUACAAAUACAAAAGUUGUUGUAACUAUGGAACACAAAUCACGUGAUGGUAGACCUAAAAUUGUUGACAAUUGUACUUUACCUUUAACAGGUCAACGGUGUGUCGAUUUAAUUAUCACUGAUUUGGGUGUUUUUGAAGUUAUUCAAGGAGAAGGCUUAAAGUUAAUUGAAAUUGCUGCUAAUGUAGAUAUAAGUGAGAUAGUUAGUUCAACUGGCUGUGAAUUUUCUGUGGCUGAUGAUCUUAAAGAGAUGCAACAAGUAGAAAUAGAUGAGCAAUAAAUAUAAGAAAUUAUUUUGCAUAAAUGUUUUACAUGAUUUUCAUAUAUAUAUAUAUAUAUAUAUAAA
This is a messenger RNA of Polistes dominula (European paper wasp), 2046 nucleotides long. RefSeq names its product Succinyl-CoA:3-ketoacid CoA transferase (gene SCOT). The record is from RefSeq and is a predicted model, not a curated record. NCBI's taxonomy places the organism in Eukaryota, Metazoa, Arthropoda, Insecta, Hymenoptera, Vespidae. Gene Ontology annotation, biological process: ketone body catabolic process. Gene Ontology annotation, molecular function: CoA-transferase activity.